AUGUCUCGCAAAGGUGUUGGUCUAGCAGCUUUCGAUAGAUCUCGAAUCGCUUCUGCUCAAUAUGCGUCUCACGGAAAUACUCUUCGCAGCUCUCACUCUAUGUCUAUAGCUACUCAAUUAUCAGUCUUCCGUUCUUUACUUCAGCAAUUUGCUCAAACUCAUGCCAAAGAUAUACGUUCGAAUCCCAUUUUCCGCGCCGAGUUUGCACGCAUGUGUUCAGCUAUUGGAGUGGACCCUUUGGCCAGUAGUAAUAAUGCUGGAGGUAAAGAUGGGAGUGGAAGUUUUUGGGCUCAGAUGCUUGGUACAAGUGUGAAUGAUUUCUAUUUUGAGCUGGCAGUAAGAGUUGUGGAAGUCUGUGGCGCUACACGGGAAGAAAAUGGUGGGCUUAUUGGUGUUAAAGAAGUCAAAGACAGAAUUAUGAGCACACGAAUGGAAGGUGGAGCUGAAAUAUCUGAUGAUGAUAUCCUUCGUGCCGUGACUACCCUAAAACCCCUUGGUUCUUCCUACUCCACUAUAACCGUUGGCCAUAAAACAUAUAUCCGUUCGAUACCCAAAGAACUUAAUACAGAUCAGAGUGCAGUUCUGGAAGCUGCGCAGCUACUUGGAUACGUCAGUGUCGGAAUGCUCAUGCUAAAUCUUCGAUGGCCAAGAGCAAGAGCCAAGACAGCUAUUGAAGAUUUAGUCUCAGAAAGUAUGUUAUGGGUCGACAAACAAAGCGAAGAGUGGGAGUAUUGGAGCCCUGGAUUUAUGCUGGAAGUGGACGAAAGUGGAAAUGCUGGAUGA
Messenger RNA from Botrytis byssoidea, 783 nucleotides. RefSeq lists its product as uncharacterized. Gene Ontology annotation, cellular component: ESCRT II complex. The coding region runs from base 1 to 783 and encodes 260 amino acids. The transcript is spliced from 2 exons. The record is from RefSeq and is a predicted model, not a curated record. Gene Ontology annotation, biological process: protein transport to vacuole involved in ubiquitin-dependent protein catabolic process via the multivesicular body sorting pathway. NCBI's taxonomy places the organism in Eukaryota, Fungi, Ascomycota, Leotiomycetes, Helotiales, Sclerotiniaceae.